AUGCCACCUAAAUCCGCCCCCGUGCUCAUCGUCGGCGCCGGCGUCUUCGGCCUAAGCCUCGCUCAUGAGCUCGCCGCCAAUAGGGGCUACACCUCUGUCACGAUCCUCGACCGCUUCCUUCCGCCUGUCCCGGACGGAAGCUCCGUCGACGUCUCACGCAUCAUCCGCACCGAGUACGCCGACCCGCUGUACUCGUCCUUGGCGACCGACGCACUCCAAGGCUGGCGCACCUCCGAGGUGUACAGCCCGCACUACCAUGAGUCCGGCUUCGUCAUGAUGGCUGACGAGAGGGAGCGCCCGAGCCCUUACUUUGAAAAGUACCGCCAGUGGAAAACGGCCCAGGAUAGAGAGAGGCCGCUCGAAUUCUUCGAGCCGCCGCACGCCGACGACGAGGUCAAGAGGCUGUACAGGGGCGUGCAGGCGGACCUGCGGGAGUUCGCGGCCACGCACAAUAGGGCGGGCGGAUGGGCCGACGCGGCGGGCGCCAUCCGCACGCUGGCGGGCCGGUGCACCCUCGCGGGGGUCUCGUUCGUCACGGGCGCCCAGGGGACGGUCGUGUCGCUGCUGCGGCGGCGGGGGGCGGGGGGGGAAGAGCGGGUGACGGGCGUGCGGACGGCGGCAGGGAUGACGCUGGAGGCGGAGAGGGUCGUGCUCGCGACGGGCGCGUGGACGAACCGCGUGGUGCCGGGCGUCGGCCACGCGGUCGCGGCGUCGGCGCAGCCGGUGGGGUUCAUCCGGCUGUCGGACGACGAGGCCGAGAGGGUGAGGGACAUGCCGGUCAUGGUGAACAUGAGCACGGGCGUCUUCUGCUUCCCGCCGACGCCGGGGACGAACCUGCUCAAGGUCGCGAGGCACGGUUUCGGGUACGCGACCGAGUUCGAGGCCGAGGCGCCGACCGUGGCGAGCCAUGGGGAUGAUGGUGACGGGAACGGGAACAGGGAGGCGGCGGGUGGUGGGAUGAGGAGAACGGUGUCAAGCCCAAAGCUGGUGGGGAGCAACGCCGCGUCCGGGUUCCUGCCGCGGGACGCGGACGAGGGGCUGCGGGACGGCGUGCGGCUGUUCUUCCCCGAGUUCGCCGAGAGGGAAUGGGUCUACCGCCGGUUGUGCUGGUACACCGACACGCCCGAGGGUGACUUCGUGGUGGAUUACCACCCCGACUUGGAGGGUUUGUUUUUCGCGACCGGUGGUGCUGGACAGUGA
Messenger RNA from Colletotrichum higginsianum IMI 349063, 1200 nucleotides. RefSeq names its product FAD dependent oxidoreductase. NCBI's taxonomy places the organism in Eukaryota, Fungi, Ascomycota, Sordariomycetes, Glomerellales, Glomerellaceae. The record is from RefSeq and is a predicted model, not a curated record. The coding region runs from base 1 to 1200 and encodes 399 amino acids. The transcript has a single exon. Gene Ontology annotation, molecular function: proline dehydrogenase activity; L-pipecolate oxidase activity; sarcosine oxidase activity.